GCUGCCCUCCUUACUGGGGAGUUGGCCACAGCGCGAAGCGGCUUCAUGGUGUCCUGCUGACAGGAGUCCAACCAGCUGACUGCUCUGCUGUCUGUUAAACAGCGAUGAAAGCCCCGCUGGUUCUGACAACUUAAGAACUGUUCCGAAUUUAAAGUGACGGACUGAGAGGACCGGAAGAGAGCGGAAGGCACCGGAAGUCGGAGCGAUCUGAGGAUGGCAGGAGUGUUUGACAUCGACCUGGAGACGGAGGACGGCAGCGACACAGAGGAGGACGCGUGUGAGGCGACGGUUGUUGAACCUGACAGCGGUCAGACGGAGGAGGUGGAGCUGACCAGUGAAAACGUCAACAGAGACAGCGAGAGAGUUGGACCGGACUGCUUCGAGCUCCUCACCGUUCUGGGCAAAGGGGCCUACGGCAAGGUUUUCCAAGUGAGGAAGGUUCAGGGUCCCCAAACAGGAAAGAUAUUCGCCAUGAAGGUCCUGAAGAAGGCUAAGAUCGUCCGUAACGCCAAAGACACGGCUCACACCCGAGCCGAGCGCGAGAUCCUGGAGAAGGUCAGACACCCGUUCAUCGUGGACCUGCUGUACGCCUUCCAGACGGGAGGAAAGCUCUACCUCAUCCUGGAGUGUCUGAGCGGAGGAGAACUGUUCAUGCAGCUGGAGAAGGAGGGAAUCUUCAUGGAGGACACGGCCUGGUGAGAUCUCUGUCUGCGUUGAGGUCAGAGAG
This is a messenger RNA of Poecilia latipinna (sailfin molly), 727 nucleotides long. Its product is annotated as ribosomal protein S6 kinase beta-2-like. The transcript has 7 exons. The record is from RefSeq and is a predicted model, not a curated record. Gene Ontology annotation, molecular function: protein kinase activity; ATP binding. Gene Ontology annotation, biological process: protein phosphorylation. The coding region runs from base 214 to 699 and encodes 161 amino acids. Lineage: Eukaryota; Metazoa; Chordata; Actinopteri; Cyprinodontiformes; Poeciliidae.